Messenger RNA from Onychostoma macrolepis, 8645 nucleotides. RefSeq names its product potassium voltage-gated channel, subfamily H (eag-related), member 8 (gene kcnh8). Bases 86 to 3079 code for a protein of 997 amino acids. Gene Ontology annotation, molecular function: voltage-gated potassium channel activity. Gene Ontology annotation, biological process: potassium ion transmembrane transport; regulation of membrane potential. The record is from RefSeq and is a predicted model, not a curated record. Gene Ontology annotation, cellular component: membrane. The transcript is spliced from 16 exons. Lineage: Eukaryota; Metazoa; Chordata; Actinopteri; Cypriniformes; Cyprinidae.
UUCACCGGAGUGCUUCAAACUGUCUACCUUUGUCACUGACAACGCCGCGUCACUUUGAUGGGGAAUUCGAUAUCAGGGCGGGAAAAUGCCUGUUAUGAAGGGAUUGCUCGCGCCACAGAACACAUUUUUGGAUACUAUAGCGACGCGUUUUGACGGCACACACAGCAACUUCAUCCUGGCCAAUGCACAAGUGUCCAAAGGCUUCCCGAUCGUGUACUGCUCGGAUGGAUUCUGUGAGCUUUCUGGAUUUGCCCGAACCGAGGUCAUGCAGCAGAGCUGUGCAUGCAAAUUUCUGUAUGGGCCGGAGACCAGCGAGCACAUCAUUCUUCACGUGGACUCUGCACUUGAGGAUCGUAGCGAGCUCAAGGAGGAGAUAAUGUUCUACAAAAAGAACGGUAGUGUGUUCUGGUGUCUGCUGGAUAUUGUGCCUAUCAAGAAUGAGAAGGGAGAUGUGGUCCUCUUCCUUGCUUCUUUUAAAGACAUCACUGACACCAAAGCCAAAUCUAUACUUGAGGAGAAGAAAGAAGAGUGCUGCCGCGAGAAGGUCAAAGGCGGGUCUCCGUUUGGCUCCACUCGGCUGCGAUCUAGCACAGUUCUCUACCAUAUUUCAGGACACCUGCAUAACCGUCAAAAACAAAGUAAAAUCAAACUUAACAAGAAUGUUUUUGGUGAUCCACCUGCUCUUCCUGAAUAUAAAGUUGCUGAUGCCAAGAAGUCGAAGUUCAUUCUUCUCCACUUCAGCACCUUCAAGGCGGGCUGGGAUUGGCUGAUCCUUCUGGCUACAUUCUAUGUCGCUGUGACGGUGCCGUAUAACGUUUGUUUUAUUGGUGAUCAGGACUUGACACGUAGCACCACUGUCACUGACAUUGCCGUCGAGAUUCUUUUCAUCAUUGACAUUGUGUUCAGUUUCCGCACUACAUACGUGAGUAAGUCGGGGCAGGUGAUCUUCGAUGCGCGGCAGAUCUGCAUCCAUUACAUGACCACCUGGUUCAUCAUCGACCUGGUUGCCGCUCUGCCCUUUGAUCUCCUUUACGCUUUCAAAGUCAGCGUGGUGUCAGUGGUGCAUCUGCUAAAGACCGUGCGCCUGCUGAGGCUCCUACGUCUGCUGCAGAAGAUGGACCGCUACUCCCAGCACAGUACGGUGGUGCUGACCCUGCUCAUGUCCAUGUUUGCACUGCUGGCUCACUGGAUGGCCUGCAUCUGGUACAUCAUUGGCAAGAAGGAGGUGGAGAGCAACCCAGACACCUGGGAUAUUGGUUGGCUGCAUGAGCUCGGGAAGCGGUUGGAGUCUCCAUACGAGGGGGUGAGCAUGGGAGCGGUCAACAGAACGCUGAGCAGUGGACCGUCUUUGCGGAGCAUCUACAUCGCAGCGCUGUACUUCACCCUCAGCAGCCUGACCAGCGUGGGCUUCGGAAAUGUCUCUGCCAACACAGACGCAGAGAAGAUCUUCUCCAUCUGCACCAUGCUCAUUGGAGCGCUGAUGCACGCUCUGGUCUUUGGCAACGUGACGGCCAUCAUCCAACGCAUGUACUCGCGCUGGUCCUCUUACCACACACGAACUAAGGACCUGAAGGACUUCAUCCGUGUGCACCACUUGCCCCAGAGCCUGAAACAGCGCAUGCUGGAGUACUUCCAGACCACCUGGUCUGUCAACAACGGUAUCGACUCCAAUGAGCUCUUGAAAGACUUUCCAGAUGAGCUGCGUUCGGACAUUGCGAUGCAUCUGAAUAAAGAGAUCCUAGAGCUGUCUGUCUUCUCCUCUCUGAGCCGUGGAUGUCUCCGCUCUCUCUCCCUGCACAUAAAGACUUCGUUUUGUGCGCCGGGCGAGUACCUUCUUCGUCAGGGAGAUGCUUUACAGGCUCUUUUCUUUGUCUGCUCCGGCUCAAUGGAGGUGCUAAAGGACAGCAUGGUGCUAGCCAUCCUCGGUAAAGGCGACCUGAUUGGUGCAAACAUGUCGGUUGGUGACCGUGUGAUAAAGACGAAUGCUGACGUGAAGGCUCUGACGUACUGCGACCUGCAGUGCAUUAAUCUGAGGGGUCUGUAUGAGGUGCUCGACCUGUAUCCUGAAUACUCCCACCGCUUUGUACAGGACAUAACACACGACCUCACCUACAACCUGAGAGAGGGACAAGAGAGCCAUGUCAUAUCCAGGAUGUCCAGCAAGUCCAUGGACACACAGAUGGAGGGGAGGGGAAAUGGAGACGUGAUCCAGUGCUAUCCACCAAUAGCUGAGCAUCAAGACGAGGGAGAUGAUGAUGAUGAAGAUGAUCGGAUUCAGUUUCUCAGCGGUGGAACCAAACAGAAAACACACAUGCAGAAAAAUUAUCACCAAACCAACAAAAAGCUCCACAUUCAGCAUACCACUGUCACAAAGCCUGACCUCGCAAAUCUCAGCCCAAGGGUUGUGGACGGCACAGAGGACACUGAUGGUACAGAAAAUUCACACACAUUCAUAUUUUCCUCUGGCCAUCAGCACACCGUCAGCGGUGCAACUAAUACCACUGCCACCACAGCAGAAUUAGCAGCUAAUUCAGAGGACACCAAAGGACAGCUACGCCACCUUAACCAAGAGGUGAACUCUCUCGGACGGGAGGUGGCUGAGCUGGGACGAGUCAUGCGGAGUCUUGCCUUUCUCAUCGAAUCCAUGAUGGCCUCUCCUCAAACCCCAGGUGUCUGUACAUCCACAUUUACCUCGGGACAUCCUUCACCUCCCAUCCCCUUCCCGAGCCAGGGUUCUUCUUGGACCAGCCCUCUUUUUUCUUCACCGAUGCACCCUGGAAUACAUCCAGGAGGACUUGUAUCCCAUCCGCUCAGACCACAAGAACUGCAGCUGGUCUGCCCCACCACAUCUCCCGGUUCCUUUUCCAUCACACUUUCCCCAUCCCCCAAUACAGACAGAUUCAGAGAGCCAUUAUUGACCCUUUCGCCGCACAGCACAGUCGCUCGGACCCGCUCGCAGAGCCUGGAGACGCCUCUUCCGCAGCAUCACCAACACAUCUCACACACCCCUGGAACUUUACCCAGAGCUGGACAGCCAUCGCUGGGAGAAGGGGAGGAUCUCAGGUCCCUGGGUUUGUAGCAGUCAACCAUUAAAACGGACAAGUUCCACUGGAAUCUGCGUGUUUACCUGGACUCAGGUCUGGACUGAUAAGAUAAGUGGUACACGCACUGCCAAAGCCAUGGAGCAAUGGUUCCUUCGAAAAUAUAUGUGUUUACCAUCUCAGUUUUUAAGAUAAUCUCACUAAUGGCAUGUCUUUCAAUGCUAGAAACUAAAGGGAUAUCUCUAAUCAGGAAAACUAGUUGGAACAGCAGAAAGUUUAACCUACCAAAAGUAAAACAAACUGUUUGUGAUUCAGAUUCAACCCACAUUUCAUGUUGACAGCAUUCAUUAUACAUCCAAAUACUGUUCAUAUUAAGCCAGUUGCAUACAGCCACUAUGUUAAGACUGUGUCAGUUAUUCAUUCAUAGUAGAGCAAUUUACCUUUUAUGUAACUGACUUAAAGAAAUAUCUGUCAAAGUUUUACCAAACUUUUAAUUUAUUCUAAUCAUCAAUACCUACAUAAAGUCCCUCACAAGAGUUCUGUGCAAUGAAAAGUUACACUUUAUCAACACCAUCUAGAACAUGCUGUCAGUUAUCAGUUUGACAGUGGUCCUCAGGUUCUACGUUGCAAUUAUAUUAAUGCAAUUCCAAUGGCUUUCUAUAGAAUAGGCACUAAAGUACACACUGUUUUUCUGAAAACUUGUCCAAAAUUGCCAUAAUGUCACUAUUCUCAUAGCACCAGUUAUAAGGAGGAAACAUUAGGGAUGCACCGAUACCACUUUUUCCAGUACUCACCCGAUACCGAUGCUUUUAUUUUUGGUACUUGCUGCUACCGAGUACCAAUACCGAUAUUUUCUUUGCAUUUGUAAAUUUUUUAAAUAUUGACUACAGAAACCAAAAGAGUAUGUAUAAUGUUAAUUGAUUAACUUAAUUUAUCAAAUAGAUACAGUCAAACAAAAAUUAUUCAGACACCUUCAACAUUUCUCACAUUAUCACAGUUUAUUUGCUAUAGUUUAUGGUAGUUAAUGGACAGCUGUUAGUAUAACAAUAUUUACACAACUAUCAAUACUUUUUCAACCCUUGGCCUUAAUGACAGCCUGUAGUCUCCUGGGCAUGCUGUCAACCAGGUUCAUGCAAACCUGAACUUUCCAAAUUUGUAUCAGUUUUAUUGGUAGUCAACUGUAUGAAGAAUUUUUGGGUAUAAUAUGUCACAGUUUACUUUAUUUUGCUAUCCUCACUUUCAUAAAUGAACUAGUGUCCUGCACCCACUAGUUCGAAAAUAUAUCGAACUAUUGCUGUGUAUUUUCAUAAAUGAACUAGUGUCCUACAACCACUAGUAAAAAAUAUCCAAAAAUUAUAUUUGGUCCCUGAAUAAUAUUUGGUUUGACUGAAUAUCCUUCGGUUAUUUUCACACUUAAUUAUGCACAUUAAAAUGUAUUUUACAAGUUUUUUGUUACUUUCACUGGUCUUUUUUUUUAUUAUUAUUUUUUUUGCUCUAUGGUACAUAAUCUUUAAUUUAAUAGCAUUAUAGCUGCUCCAUUGCAGCGGCUCAGUACUGUAAUCACGCGUUUUGGUGUAAUAAUGCAGGGAACACUCGUUUUAAAUCUCUUAAUUGUGAUAUUUCCAGAAAUAGAAGUUGCGUUUUCUCUUUUUUUCUUCAUUUGAAAUGCUGCGAUUUAUAUUCCAAAGCCACUCAUAUAAUGCAGAAACACUCAUGAAGCAAGCAAAACACACGCAACACACGCACGUAUUUGUACUGGUGCAGAAUGAGAGGGACAAUACAGGACAGCCUAGCGCAUUUCACACAGGCUGCUAGUUUCACUUUCGCCAGAAAGUCGUGUAUGCUUAUAAGGUUGAAAAUAAAUUGUUUAUAGUGAAUGCCCCUAUAAAUUGUCUUAUAUUUACAAUUUAGUUUUAAUCCUAAUGAUGCAAACAUCAAUAAAGAUCACACAACAGAAGUGUGCGCGCUCUCUCUCUCUCUCUCUCUCUCUCUCUCUCUCUCCCCCUCCCUCCCGUUAAGUAACUUGUGCAUUGUUUUACUUACUUGUUUUUGACGUAUCUGACCGAACUCCAAACUUUCCAGUGAUGUCUGUGAGAAAGGGAUAUUCACUCGACGAGCUCGCGCCUCUGCGCCUCCGCGCGCUCAAUCCACUCAGCGUGCUUUGCUUAUCAACUCACGCACAUCAGUUAUAGGUGUUAAUACUGAAUGUUUAACAUUAUUCAUUGCAUACAUCUGCUUCGUAGACAUCCUUAGUCUCUAAUAACUCUAAUAUCAUUCUGCUGCCUGUUGUUGAUGUUUCUUUGUCUGAAUAUGGCACUUAUCACAUGCUGUGUGGUAUCGGCGUUUGGUAUCGGGGCAUUUUUUAACCAGUACGAGUACAGGAGCUCAGUAUCGGUGCAUCCCUAGAAAACAUAUAAGAAUUAUGUUGGUAAUAUAAUCAGAUGUUAACAAACUUAUUUUCAACUUGGAACAUUCCUUCACACACUGUACUUCUAAGAAUUUUAUGGAAACACCGUGAUUGAAAAGAUAGGAAAUAAAAUUCGCAUUCUGAGUAGUAAAAGGAGAAGACUGAAGAGACUCCCCUAUUCAGUGAGCCAAAUGAUUUAUAUUAGAAAAUCAGCUCUUUAAUCAGAUUCUUAAAAGUAUGAGUUCUUCUAAUCAAGCUGUGCAGUGCUUGAUAACUGACUUUAUCUUCUAAUUUAGUCAGAUUAGCCCUGUAUAGUGUAAAAAUGCAUUGUAUCUGCUAUGUUUAACAAACUUAACUAGUUGAUGGGUUGUCUAAAAAACGAGUCAGUCUAAAAUAAGCAUUGCAUAAUUAAUAAUAGUCAUGUCAUUUCCACUGAAUACUAAUCAGACUAGUUAGGCAUGUAAAAUGCUUAAAAAUCUGUCAGCGAUAAACUGACAAAUAUUUAGUAUAUAACUAAUAACUAACCUUAGUUAAUAACUAACCUUUAAUUGCACAAAACUAUCAUUGUCCUCACAUAAAAAGAAGAUGGAUUAUGCACAAUAACAGGAACAUUGCGCACAGCAAGCAAUCUGAAGUUUGACAGUAAUUGUCUUGGAAUUUAUUGUUGAAGGUUGUGAAUUAGUUACAAAAGCGGUGCUUUGAUGACUGUAGCGAUGAGGUUUUAAAAGGGAUGAAUUUAGAAACUUAGAGAGGGCUGUAUGCUGGACAGGUAACUUGUUAGAUUUUUUGCAUGCUAAAUUACAGCAUGAUGACAGCAUGCUAAAAGCCUUUGAGAAGCUGCAUCCCCUUUUAAACGCCACUGCUGAUGCUAAUCACAGAAACGGAUAAUGCUUUUCAUAUGAUUUGUUAAAAUUAGUUAAUGCAUUUGGUAUAAUCAACUAAUAUUGACAGCAUUUAUUGUUCAUCAUAUAUUUAUUAAUGUUAAUUUGUGAAUAUAUUUUACUUCAUAUUCAUAUAUAAUACAACAAUUAACAUAUUUUUACAAUUUUGUAACAGUGUUGUUGAUGCUUGAACUUAAAUUUAAAACUAUUAUAAAUGAUUGAUGAAAAUAGAAACAAAAUUAGAAAUACUGCCUUGAAAAAUGACAAACUAAAUAAAAAUAAGAAAUAAUGCUAAAUUCUUAAUAUUAAAAAACACAUAAAAUGACAAAAGCACAAAAACAUUACUAAAACUUUAAAAUGAAAAUAAAAAUAAAUUAGAACUAAAUUCUAAAUAUGAAACAGAACUUAACAAAAAUAGCAAAAGCACAUAACAUUACUAAACUUAAAAUUAGAAAACGUAAUUAAUUAAAUCUGAAUUAAUUCAGAUUGAAUGAACUAAAUAUGAAAUAGAACCUAAUACAAAUAACAAAAAGUCCAUUACAAACCGACUAAAACUUAAACUAAAAUUAAAAUAUAAUAAAAGCCCAUUCAAUACAAUAAUAAAUACUAUAAUAGAAUUUGCUGCUCAUGUGACCAGAAAUUGAAAUGACUUCGGGUGGCUUCACAUCACUUGCAGUGUGAACAUCUCGUAAACUCCAUAAUCAACUUCAACAAGACAAGACUGAUUGUUUGCUUUACAUUAAAACUAUUAUAAACCACAAAUGCUCACUUUAAAGUUUUCCAGGAUAUCCCUUUAGUUUCUUUGUAUUUGUUGUUUUUAAUUGCAUGACUUCUGAAGAGGGUGGAGAGUAUACCCUUGCAGUAGGUUGUAGAGAUGCCAUGUAGGGUUGUGCAGUAGACACCAUAGAAGCAUGAAGGUCAUCUUGACACACACUGUCUCUCCUCUGUGUUCUCCUCCGCUUGGCCCUCAGGGCAGGAGGGAGGAACAGCAGGGACGAGUCUUACACAAUGUGCGGACGCUGUAUGAGAGUGCAUGUACUUGUGCGUUCAGCGGGGAAACAGGGUUAUAAUACUGUAGCCAUGUACUAAAGGGGUAUUUGUGGCAGAGGUUUCUGAAGGAAUGGGAUCUGGGGCAUGAGGGAGGGGUGCUCAAACGCUGGAGUUUAUUAUUAGUCGAAGUUGAAUUGACAUGGGGAAGGGGGGUUUCUGUUUGCUUGCUCUUUAGGACUGGUCUUGGGGGAUUGGUUGCCGGUGGCAAAGUGGCCCCUGCUGUCAAUCGUCUCUCCCUGGCACAGAUGUGGUCUGUCUGCUUUGCCUGUCUCCCUCUCUUUCUCUGCUCACUUUCCUUCCAUUUCACAGUCUUAAUCUGGGAGCGUAUUGCAAACCUCCUACUCCUGUUUUCACCAUUGACCUUACUUAGUCAUUCAUUUUAAAGGGAUGCUUCACCCAGAUAUGAAUAUUGUGUCAAUAUUUACUCGCCCUCACGUCCUUCCAAACCUGUGUGACUUACUUUCUUUGGCGGAGCACUCAAAAAAUAGUUUUUUGAGAAUGUUUAAGCUGUCGUGUGUUCUUUCGUAUGAAGAACAGACAAAUAUUAGCUUUUUACAGUGUGGGACGAUGUAAGAGUGUGUAGAUGAUGCCAGAAUUUAUUUUGUGCUGAACUGUCCAUGUUAACUGUUCAACUCUUAUCCUAUAUGCAUUCUGUAUGUAUCAUCCUGUCUCUUUUAUCCUCCUAUUGGAAACUGCAUGUCAGACUUUAUAUUUCCUUGUCGCUGUAAAGGGUGACUGAUAUAGCCAAUACCGUAUUUAUUCUACUUGACAUUUCAGGUAUAAUAACAUGACAUUUUCAGACUUUUUAUAUAAUGUAUAAUCUAAACCGGCCACCAAAAGUCUUCAUCACUGCUUUGAGUCAGCUUGAUAUUUCCUCCCACAAUUCAGGACAGACUGUGUCUUCUUGCCCCUUCCUGCAGAACUCCUCCUCUCCAUCCCUCUGCCAGUCACGGGACGCCGAUAUGCCAAGCUUGAGCAUAGGGGUUUACAUUUUUAUAUUUCUAUGAAUGUAUCUCAACUAAAGGUGUAUUUUUGUACCUCUAAAAACAAAGGACAGCUUCUGGAUUCGUGAAUAGACUGCUGGGAAUGGAUGCAAUAUGUUUGGCUACCGGAGGAAUUGUGGGAAUCAUAUUCCAAUGCAACAAUGAAUCUCGGAUGGCUCUGUGAAACUCUCCUCUCUCCAAUACUACCGGGAAUGUAAUCACGUUAUUUAAAUUCUUUUUGUUUUGAUAUUAUUAGUGAAAAACCUGUAAUGCAAAUAAAUGA